Ogataea parapolymorpha DL-1 is the source of this 1236-nucleotide messenger RNA. RefSeq names its product succinyl-CoA ligase [GDP-forming] subunit beta, mitochondrial. Gene Ontology annotation, cellular component: mitochondrion; succinate-CoA ligase complex. The record is from RefSeq and is a predicted model, not a curated record. Bases 1 to 1236 code for a protein of 411 amino acids. Gene Ontology annotation, biological process: succinyl-CoA metabolic process; tricarboxylic acid cycle. NCBI's taxonomy places the organism in Eukaryota, Fungi, Ascomycota, Pichiomycetes, Pichiales, Pichiaceae. The transcript is spliced from 2 exons. Gene Ontology annotation, molecular function: succinate-CoA ligase (ADP-forming) activity; ATP binding; metal ion binding.
AUGUUUACCAGAGCAUUGAGAAAGUCCAUUUUGAAGACUUCGCAAAGAAGAUUUUUGUCCAUCCAUGAGUACAGAUCUGCUCAGUUGCUCAGAUCAUACGGUGUGCCCGUGCCUAAGGGAGAUGCGGCUACCACUCCAGAGGGCGCCUACGAGAUCGCCAAGUCGCUCGGCACUAAAGAGCUGGUCAUCAAAGCCCAGGCUCUGACGGGAGGCAGAGGUAAGGGCCACUUUGACAAUGGCUUGAAGUCAGGUGUCAGACUCAUUGAGACCCCAGAGGAGGCAAAGGACCUCGCUUCCAAAAUGAUUGGUCACAAGCUGAUCACCAAACAGACUGGUGCUGCCGGGAAGGAGGUUACUGCCGUCUACGUUGUGGAGAGAAAAUACGCCAAGCGUGAGGCUUACCUGUCUAUUAUUAUGGACAGAAAAAACCAGUCCACUUUGGUGGUGGCCUCGUCGGAGGGUGGUGUGGAUAUUGAGGGUGUUGCCAAGGAGAACCCUGACGCCAUCAAGAAGUACCCUGUGGACUACAACCAAGGCAUUAGCGACGAGCUGGCCAAGCAAAUUGCCUCUGGACUUAAAUUCUCUCCAGAGGCCGUUCCAAAGGCUGCCGAAACCAUCAAAAAACUGUACCAGAUUUUCAAGGACAAAGAUGCCACCCAGAUCGAGAUCAACCCAUUGACGGAAACGGUCGACCACGAGGUGAUGUGCAUGGAUGCCAAGUUCGGAUUUGACGACAACGCUGCCUUCAGACAAGAGGAGGUCUUCUCUUGGAGAGAUCUGACCCAAGAGGACCCAGACGAGGUCCAUGCCAGCAAGUUUGGCCUGAACUUCAUCAAGUUGGACGGCAACAUCGGCUGCUUGGUCAAUGGUGCUGGAUUGGCCAUGGCUACUAUGGAUGUUGUUCAGUUGUACGGUGGAUCUCCAGCCAACUUCCUCGAUGUUGGUGGAACUGCCACUCCAGAGACCAUUGAGGAGGCUUUCAAGCUGAUUAUCUCCGAGAAGGGUGUCAAGGCCAUCUUCGUCAACAUCUUCGGAGGUAUUGUCAGAUGUGACUACGUCGCCGAGGGUCUGAUUGCUGCCACCAAGAACCUGUCUUUGACCAUUCCUGUCGUUGUUAGAUUGCAAGGUACCAACCUCGACAUCGCCAAGAAACUUAUCAGCGAGUCCGGCUUGAAGUUGUACUUGUUCGAGGACCUUGACGAGGCCGCUGAGAAGGUUGUUGAGUUGGGAAAAUAA